Molecule: messenger RNA, 1467 nt
Organism: Thyridium curvatum
Lineage: Eukaryota; Fungi; Ascomycota; Sordariomycetes; Thyridiales; Thyridiaceae
Exons: 3
Coding region: 1-1467 (488 amino acids)
Source: RefSeq, a predicted model, not a curated record
AUGGACUCGUCAUUAUCACAAGGUCACGGCCGCGAGGACCCGUACUCACAAGCUCCCAGAUCAAGAGCCAACAGCGGUGUAUCUACCACCACAACUGAGGGGCUCUUCCAGUCAUUACAACUUGUCGACUCCCCCCGGAGCAUAGUCUUUGGCUCAAGUAGACCACAAUCAUCACAGAGCUGGGCCCCGUCCCCCUCGUAUAUCAGCCCCCAUUUCUCUCACACUGCUGCCGUUCUACCAACUUCCGUGUCACAAGCUCCUUCUCCACUACCGCAACCCUUUCCCGACGACUCUUUGAAUGCCGAGUGGUUCGAUCUCGAAUCGACAUCAGAAGGCGCUCCCUUCCUGAGGCUAGAAGCAGCAGAGGGCUACCCGCAGACAGCAUCGUCAUCGCCAGCCCUUUCAUCCCACUCAGCAAGCAUGAGCGCUGUUGCCAUCUCCAACUUUGAUCCUAUGUUCGGUAUGGGCAGCAGAUCAUCAUUCCCCUGGCCCGGCAUGGAGGGCAGCAGCGGGCUGCUCGGGCACGACCUCUCCUCGUACGGCGCCCCGGACCCCAGCCUGAGCCCCGCCAGCACCUCGCGGUCCAUGACGGGCAGCCCGCCGCGCGGGACCCUGACUCCGGAGCAGCGGGAGCUCAAGCGCCAGCGCGACCUGGCGAGGCGGGACUCGAAGGCGGCGACGCGCCUGAGGAGGGCGGGCAGCGCGUCGUACCAGUCGCCGCCGACUACGAUCGCCGAGAUGGCGCACGGCGCAGCGGCAGGCACCGGCAGCGUGUCCAUGUACACUACCACUGCGGCGCCCUCGCAGAUGUCACUUCUCACCGAGCCUGUGGCCAGCCACGGUGGUGGUGGCGGCGGCGCCAUGGCGCCCCCGCCGUACAUGUCGUCGUACUCGCCGCCGCUCGGGACGGCCGCGGACCACCAGGCGGCGGCGGCGGCGGCCAUGUUCCAGAACCCGUACCAGCAGACGGCGUACCUGUCUGACUAUCCUACCUACCCGGCCGUCACGACGCCGCCUUUGCCGUCGCACUAUGGUCGCACGCCGUCCAUACCCAUAUCUCAGGACCCGAACUUGAUGUACCAGCACCUCGCCAGCCAGGCAGCACCACCACCGCCGCCGCAGUCACACUCACAACAACAACAACAACAACAACAACAACAGCACCACCACCACCACCAACAGCACCAGCAGCAGAUGAUAGCCAGUGGCGGCGGCGCCGGCGGCGCCGGCCACGACCCCGGGUCGAGCGUGCGGGUCGUGCAGAGCAGGCCCAAGCCGCAGUGCUGGGAGCACGGGUGCAACGGCCGCCAGUUCUCGACGUUUAGCAACCUGCUGCGGCACCAGCGCGAGAAGUCCGGGCAGGCGGCCAAGGCGGUGUGCCCCAACUGCGGCGCCGAGUUCACGCGGACGACGGCGCGGAACGGGCACCUCCAGCACGACAAGUGCAAGCAGCGGAGGGGGUCAUAA